AUGGCUACAGCCUCACAGAAUGCGCCAUCAUUGGCUGCAUUGUGUGUGGCGCGUCUGGCUGUGGGUGCUCCACAGCGUGUACUACUUCAUAUAUUACGUCGCCUGCCUGAAGAAUUAGUACUGACAUUACUAGCCACGAUGAUCAAGUCCAAAACAUUGACAGACGACCGCUUGGCUGCCUUUUUUAUGAUUUCACGGCGUGUACUGAACCUCUCGGGCUGUAGCUCCAUCCGUAAUUCAAUUUUACGUCAGAUCCCCUUUCGCUGCCCCGAACUGCGCUGUUUGGAUCUAUCAAACUGCCCUCAAGUCACCAACACGGUCAUUCGUGCGGUCUUACAGGGCUGCUCGAACUUGCAGACGAUGCAACUGGAUGGAUGUCGCCACAUUACAGAUGCUGCAUUCCAGCCAGAUCACUCGCCAUUCUAUGCACUGCAUGCAUGCACGUCGCUGAAGGUUGUGAGCUUUGCACGUUGCUCACAGUUGACUAAGGAUAUUGUGGUAUUCUUGAUUAAAGCUUGCCGGUCGCUCAUUGAUAUUGAUUUUUCGCGCUGCAAACGUAUUCACGACGACGCCAUCCACUUGCUGCUUCGGUCGACAACCGACUUGCAACGGAUAAACUUGUCUUUUAUGGACAUAUCGGACAAGGCUUUUACAACGGAACCGUCGGACCAAAGCAACGGCUUCUAUGCCAUGGGCCGUGUCUUGCGUGCCAUUGAUCUCACCCAGAGCAGCGUCACUGAUGCGACACUGUUUGCACUGGCCAAACACUGCCCUCUUCUUGAGGAGGUGAAGCUUAGCUGCUGCAAUGGGAUUACGGACGUAGGUAUUGAAGCGCUUGUGCGCUCCUGCAGACGCCUGCGUGUGUUAGACAUGAACAAUUGUGCACUGGUCACAGAUCGCGGUGUGAGCAUGCUCGGAACUUACGGCCAACAGCUGGAAUGUCUGAAUUUGUCGUGGUGCAUGAACAUUACUGAUAAGAGCAUUGUGGAUGUUGCUCAAGGCUGCAAAAAGCUAAAGGAAUUGCUGCUGGUUUGGUGCACACAGCUCACCGAUGCCUCGAUCGACGCGUUUCUUCCGAAAACCAGGUCGACUUUAAAAACGACAAGAAGAGUGAAAGACUUGAAGGUGAAUAUCAGUGGAUGCAAGAGGAUCAGUGUCUUUCACUUAGAGGAAGCUCGCAGGAUGGGGCUUGACAUUGUCACAGGUGUUUGA
This is a messenger RNA of Peronospora farinosa, 1212 nucleotides long. Lineage: Eukaryota; Oomycota; Peronosporomycetes; Peronosporales; Peronosporaceae. The record is from the annotation of a GenBank genome assembly.